Anguilla rostrata (American eel) is the source of this 7654-nucleotide messenger RNA. RefSeq names its product multiple PDZ domain protein-like. NCBI's taxonomy places the organism in Eukaryota, Metazoa, Chordata, Actinopteri, Anguilliformes, Anguillidae. The record is from RefSeq and is a predicted model, not a curated record. Gene Ontology annotation, molecular function: protein binding. The transcript has 42 exons. Bases 614 to 6034 code for a protein of 1806 amino acids.
UGAAGAGAGAUGAAAUCUGUGCCCUUGCUAAAGUGGCUUCCCAGCGCUGACGGAUAAUCACAAAUGAAUCUAAUCAAAUCUAUUUACUCUCCGUUUCCUCGGGGAGGAAUAUAAUGGAAUAAUGAUAAUGUGAGGACAUAAGGACAUGCGGAUUGGCGGGAAAACAAUAACAUUUUUAUCACACACAACAACCAUAUCGCUUGUAAAUCCUUCGACUUCAGGCUAAAAUUUGCAGGUAAAUUAUGUCCGUGAAUAUUGAACCUAUGGCACCUGGCAGAAAUUAAAGCGCGAGGUAGGCUACCACCGGUUGUCAUGGCGUCCACCAUGCUGUGCCCGUGACCUCUGCCGCGCGCUGUGAUAAGCUUGCAGGUGGCACUGUCGCUGCUCAGCUCGCGGCGCCGCUACUGUAGAAGAUGCGUGGAACGGUGCCCGUCGCAUUCCACUUCAAAGCCACAAUGAACUGUCAACUGCAGGAGCUCCGCGGGCUAGGAAGCGUCCGACACUGUGUCUAAGAGAAAUUGACUACGCCCAUAUCUGCGGAGAUGGACUUCCGCAGUCCCAGAUGAGCUGAAACCACUGGCCUCGACUUGGAAGGGAAAAAAAUAAAUAAAUAAUGGAAAAAAUGAAUACCCAGCAUGCCUUGCAGGCGGUGGAGCGUCUCCAGGCCAAGCUGAAGGGGAAGGGGGAGGUUCCCGCGGAGGAGAAGCUCAGGACGCUGAAGACGGUUCUCCAGAGCCCCCUCUUCCACCGGAUCCUCGCCGUGCAGACGUCCGGCCUCCUCCCCCAGGCCUGGGGGAGGACGGAGCGAGCGUCGCCGUGCCUGAGCAGCGGCCUGUCCCGUACCGCCGCCCUCAGCCUGCCGGCUCUGCCGCGCAGCGACUCGUACGAGUCCGCGCUCUGCCGCGGCGGCCCCCCCGGCGACCCCCCCGCGGCGUCGGCCUCCUGCGGCGACCUGUCCGCCGCCCGGCUCCAGCUCGUCCUUCAGGCCACGGCUCAGGGCCGCUACGUGACAGACAUCGAGUUCCUGAAGCCCGUCUCCGGCGAGCUUGGCUUCAGCUUGGCGUCGGUGAGCAGCGAGAACCGCGAUGAAGGGGGCAUAUUCGUUCAGGAGGUACAGCCGGGCAGCAACGCCCAUUGCAAUGGGACCCUGAAGCAGGACGAUCAGCUCUUAGCCGUCGACGGGCAGCCGCUGGACGGGACCGUCUCCGUACAGCAGGCUGUGGACCUGCUGCGGAAUGCACCGGAAAGGGUCCAGCUUACCGUCGCCAGAGGCCCAGUCCAGGAGCUGGACAGCCCCGUGCUGUCCAUCAAGAGCUCCUCAGCCAAUACCCUGCCGCCAUGUCAAAACACGAAGCGCACGGAGAAGGUGGAGGUCAUAGAGCUGCAGAACAGCGGGGCCGGUCUGGGGUUUGGCAUCGUGGGGAAGAGGCGCAAGGGAGUUCUGGUGAAGACCAUCCUGCCCGGGGGGAUCGCUGAUAAGGAUGGGAGGCUGUGCAGUGGGGAUCGCAUCCUAAAGAUUGGGGACACGGACGUGUCAGGGAUGAGCAGUGAGCAGGUGGCCCAGGUUCUGCAGCAGUGCGGGAGCAGAGUCAGGCUCCUCGUCUCCAGGGGGGUCCCGGAUGAGCCCCCCAGCCCCAUUUUGGCUCUGGCCUCUGACAACAAGCCACAGGGUUGCGGACACGAAGAGAAGGAAGCGUUUGAGGUGGAGCUCACCAAAGACGCUCAAGGAUUAGGGAUCACCAUCGCUGGAUAUAUUGGGGACAAAAACUCUGAACCUUCCGGAAUCUUUGUGAAGAGUAUAAUAAAGGGCAGCGCUGUGGAACAGGACGGACGAAUACAUGUCGGAGAUCAGAUCUUAGCUGUGGACGGGACUAGUAUCCAGGGCUACAGUAACGAGCAGGCGGUGGAGUUCCUGAGGCACACGGGGCAGACCGUGUUCCUGGAGCUCCGGCGUUGGGGCCUCCAGGCCGGGCCGGCGCCGACGUUACCCGCCCCAGUGACGGUGCAUCGGGACCAGCCGCCCGAAGCCGGGACGGGCCUCUCUGGGUACAGGAUGAGAAUGGACGCCGUACCAGGACCCAAGCUGACUGAGUCUGAAGAAGAGGAGCUUAAGAGGAAAUGGGAAAACACCCUCGGCCUCAGUAAUGAAAUUGUGAUCGCCCAGGUGGAGAAGUUCAGCGAGUGCAGCGGCCUGGGCCUCAGUUUGGAGGCCAGGGCCGGGGACCCCGGGCACCACUACGUCUGCUCCGUCCUGCCGGAGGGGCCUGUGGGGCGGAGCGGGAAGAUCGCGGCUGGAGAUCAGCUGCUUGAGGUCAAUGGCAUCCCUCUCAUUGGCGAGCCUCAUAAGGAGGUGGUGAGCAUUCUGAAGGAGCUGCCCGUGUGUGUCUACAUGGUGUGCUGUCGCCCCGCCCACACCGAGCUGAGUGACAGCAGAGCCGGCCAAUCCGGAUCGAGUUUGUUGAAGGCGCGAGGAGAGCUGGAAGACUGCAUUGUGUACCGUGAGGACGGUGACGUUCUGAGAGAUCACCUGCCGGAGGACUCGCCCGGGGCCGCUUUGGCCAUGUGGGAGACGGAGAUACAGGUUAUCGAGCUGGAGAAGGGGGACGCUGGCCUCGGCUUCAGUAUCUUAGAUUACCAGGACCCGCAGGACCCGGCGGAGACGGUGACGGUGAUCCGGUCCCUGGUUCCCGGCGGGGCGGCGGACCUGGACGGCCGGCUCCUCCCCGGUGACCGCCUGAUGUUCGUCAACGAGGCCCGGCUGGAGAACGCCAGCCUGGACGCUGCCGUGCGGGCGCUGAAGGGGGCGGCCGCGGGCGCGGUCAGAAUCGGGGUGGCCAAACCGUUGCCCAUGGACUACUAUGAUCUGGACUUAACGAAUGAGAAGACGUUUGAGCGUUACCACGACACCAACAAGGCAGCCAUGCUGGCCCCUCAUAGCAACAACUGCACUGGACAGAAGGUUUGUGGUUUCAUAAUAAUUCUGAACAGAAAUAGUCCCAAGGAGGAACGGGACGCCGGCGCCUCGGAGGGGGCCGAUAAGCGCCCCCCAGCUCCCGGGACCCCUUUCGAGAGGACGAUUACGGUUGCCAAGGGCAACUCUAGUCUUGGGAUGACAGUGAGCGCCAUUAAGGAUGGCUCAGGGAUGAUAAUUCGCAGUAUCGUUCACGGAGGAUCCAUCAGCCGCGAUGGACGGCUGGGCGUGGGAGACGCCAUUUUAGCUGUCAACGGGGAGCCCACCGUCAAUCUGACCAACGCCCAGGGGCGGGCACUUCUGAGGCGGCAGUCUCUGAUUGGCCCAGACAUCAGCGUCACAUAUGUCCCGGCAGAGCAGCUGAAGGAGUACAGGGCCACCCUCAGGCUGCCGGCCCCGGACGAGGUCACUGUGGUGGACGCCCUGCCGGGGCUGCGGAGAAAGAUGACAGAACUUAAGAAACAGGAACGCGACGAAGGACAGGGGCUCGAGCCACGUAGCUUCGAGCACGACAGCUGGAACCAGCCAAGGAAAGUGGAGCUGCACAGAGAGCCGGGGAAGUCUCUGGGGAUCAGCAUCAUGGGGGGGCGUGGCAUGGGCAGUCGUCUUAGCAACGGCGAGGUGAUGAGGGGGAUCUUCAUCAAGCACAUCCUGGAGGACAGUCCGGCCGGCAGGAACGGAACUCUGAAGCCCGGAGACAGGAUCGUGGAGGUGGGUGGAGUCGACCUCCAGGACGCCAGUCACGAGGAGGCCGCGGAGGCCAUCCGAAAAGCGGGGGACCCCGUGGUGUUCCGGGUGCAGGACGUCGCCCCGUCCCCCCAGUCUCCGCCCCCUGACGCCAGCGACGAGCCGACAGCCGUGUCGACAAACGCAUCGGCCGAAAACAAGGGGGCUGAGAUUCAGAGUAAACUCUUCCUCUCCCCAGUUAACCCUUUCACCCCCACCCCUUUUAAGCCACCAGCCCCGAGGGAUUGUGGGAAAAUCUCUGCCCUGGUGCAACCACCCCUCAAGCAACCUGUAGCCCCUCCCACAGAGAUGACGGACAGCUCCAUGGAGGCCGAGGGACCGCCCAGGCCACAGGCUCCGACUCUGAAGGCUCUUGGGGAAGAGGAGGACCAGUUUGGCUACAGUUGGAGGAAGAUAGUGGACAGGUACGGCAGUCUGCCAGGUGAGCUGCAUGCCAUUGAGCUGGAGAGGGGGGCGGAGGGACUGGGGCUGUCCCUGGCGGGAGACAGCGACCGCUCCCCCAUGAGCGUCCUCGUGGGAGGGGUCGACCCGGGCGGGGCCGCAGGCCGGGACGGACGCAUCGCGGUUGGGGACGAGCUGCUGGAGAUAAACGGACAAAUCCUGUACGGUCGCAGCCACCAGAACGCCUCCUCUAUCCUCGACAGAGCUCCCUCAAAAGUCAAAGUCAUUUUUAUCAGGAACACAGAGACUGAGAAACAGAUGGCGGUGGGCCCGGGGUACAGAGACGUGUCGGACUCGCAAACAGAGCUGGACCAGAGUGCUGUCAUUUCUCCCUCUGCAGUCAGUGUUGACAUGUUCAGAUAUGUCCAGCAUAUCGUUCUUCCCAGAGAUCCAGGUGGGUUUGGGAUCGACCUCAGUGACGAGGACACGAGGAACGGGGUCGUGAUCGAGAGCCUGUCUGAGCACGGGACGGCGAGAAAGGACGGCAGGAUAAAAGCCGGAGAUAAAAUCCUGUCGCUGGACGAUGAGACUGUUAUCGGCCUCCCCGUAGGGAAGGUGGCUGGUCUGCUGCAGACGCCUCGGAGCAGGGUGAAGCUCACCGUCUGCACGGACAACUCCCUCACCUCUUCCUCCCUCUCCUCCUCCUCCUCCUCCUCCUCUCACCCCCACCCAGCGAGGGGGGGGCCCGACGGACAGCCAGCCAGUGCCCCUGCCCUCCCUCUCCUUUACGAGGAGCCCCAAGGUUUCCCUUGUGUGACCUCUGACCCCUUGACCUGUCCCAUAAUCCCUGGCUGUGAGAGCACCAUAGAGCUGUCCAAAGGGCAUACUGGUCUGGGCGUCAGCAUCGUGGGAGGCUCUGAUACGCUGCUGCGGGUCAUCGUUGUUCAUGAGAUCUAUGAGGAGGGUGCUGCGGCCAAAGACAGGAGGCUAUGGGCUGGUGACCAGAUCCUGGAGGUCAACGGGGUUGACCUGAGGAUGGCCACACACGACGAGGCCAUGAACGUCCUGAGGCAGACACCACAGAGGGUCCGCCUGACCGUGUGGAGGGAGGAGAACCAGUACAGAGAGGAGGACCUCUGGGACGUCUUCACUGUGGACCUGUUUAAAACGCCGGGCCGGGGCCUCGGCCUGGAUGUGGUGGGGAAAAGGAACGACACGGGCGUCUUCGUGUCGGACGUCGCGCGGGGAAGCGCGGCGGAGGCCGACGGCCGGCUGUGGCCGGGGGACCAGAUCCUGUCGGUGAACGGCGAGGACGUCCGCGCCGCCACGCAGGAGCACGUGGCCUCCCUGCUGAAGAGCUGUGCUGGGGGGGUUAUUCUGGAGGUGGCUCGGUUCAAAGCCAGGCCCUGUCCGUCUGAAAAGAGACCCUCCGUGUGCAGCCAGGGACCCUCAGACUCGUGGGGACUCACCCUUGCUGGGGGUGUGGGGAGCUCCCACACAGACACCCCGCUCUACAUCGCCGCCCUGCCCCCACAGGGACCGACUGCCCAGACUCACACACCGCAAGUGGUGGGGGGUAACGCCAGCAUGACUGGGUGCCCUGAGGAAAAGGUGGACACUCAUGUGUUCUGCAGUGACCUUGGGCCUGCUCAGUACAAACGGAUCACAUUGGACCGGGGUUCGGACGGCCUGGGGUUCAGCAUUGUGGGUGGGUUUGGCAGUCCCCACGGAGACCUGCCCAUCUACGUGAAAACGGUCUUCAGCAAGGGCGCGGCCUCCAAAGAUGGCCGACUGCAGCGUGGAGAUCAGAUCGUGGCCGUGAACGGAGUCCCGCUGGAGGGGGUCACUCACGAGGAGGCCGUGGAGAUCCUGAAGAGGACCAGGGGGACCGUGUCUGUCACUGUUCUGUCUCACACAAGAGAUUCUACUCUAUAAAACACACACACACACACACACACACACACAUUUUUACCUUUAGUAGCAAACACUGUGAUAUUUUACACUAACUUAUUUGCAGUAUCUACCUGAUGAAAUCUUAAUUUGUACACCAGAUAUGUUCAUAGUACAUGUUCAAGUAACUAGCUGAACACUGAACACAACCCAAUGAGAAUCUAUUGGUGGCGAUUUUGUGAUUUAGCUAGAAUUAGCCACAAUUGUGCAAUACAGUGGCUGAUUCAGGCAGACUUAUUGUUUGUGGGUCCAUUUAUGGUAAAUCAUACACAUUUAAUAAUUUUUGUAAUAGGUCAAGUAUCCAAUGUGCUGAAACAUUAGUCAAAAAUGAUCCCUCUUUUGAAGGUAUUGUGAUGCAGACCUCUUAAGACACCAUGUUACUACAGAUAUGUAUAUUUUGAUCACUAUUGAUAUCACCACAGAGAGUGAUCUCUAUGGUACGGGGUGCUGCAGUGCACCAUGGGAAGAGUGCUUCAUGAGAGUGGGAGGUUUAGUAGUAGGUGCUGUGCAAAAGUGUGUGCUGUUUAGAGCUGCUAACUCAGAUAAGAUGUGUCUCAUUUAUUAACUAUUUCAUACAAGCAUCUCUCAGUUAAUUGCCGUCAUAAAAAAAUAACUAUUCUGCAAUAUUGAUGUAUAGCAAUACAGAGUGAAAUUAUCUCAUUUAUAUAUUUGAAUGUAUUUUGAUGUCCAUUGAGGAAAAUAUUUUAUCAUUUGUCGUACACAUUGAGACUUAUUUGUCCUCAUCUGAGUAAAUGUAAACUACAUUUAACGGCUUUUUUCUCUGAGUGUACAAUUGUUGUGUCGAUCAUCAGUCAGUCAGUGCCGUUAAAUUAUGGAUACUUGGAGGUUUAUGUUUAAGGGCCAUUCUUCAAAUGGAGUUAAGGGUUCAAUGACACAUCAGCAUGAGCAAUUAAGUUAGCUGAAGUCAUUUGGUGACAAUAUCUGUCCUGUUCAAUUUUACAGUCUGUGAGACACACACACCCAGAGGAAAUCUACACAGACAUGGGGGGAACAUGAAAAAUCCACAAAGAGGCCAAUGGGUCCCAUUUAGUGGGUCCAAUUGGGCAAUUCACCGCUGUGCAACUGUGAAUCUCAGCUUAUGUACAGUACAGUGGCAUGAAUAGAAAAACGUUGCUCGCUACACAUGUAUUGAGAACACAUGCUAUUCAGCACUCUGAAUUGUGAAAGGCUGUCCCAGUGCUGGGCAUUGAAAAUUGAGAGAAAAAUAAAGAAAAUUAUGGAUAAAAGAUUUAAAGAAAAAAACGUUGCUUAAGUGUAUAGCUUUGUGGUUAGACUGAACUGAUGCCUUUGUGAUGUUAUGAAAGACAGGAGUAUUCACGAAUGAAGGUCAAUGGAUACUCUCAUCGUUUUUAUGUAUAUAUAUAUUUUCCUGAAGGUCCAUUUGUGUUUUGUUAACAAUGAAUUUAUUUAGUUUCUUCCAUCCUUUCAAUAACAAUUGACUGUGGACUGCAAAAAAAGCAAUGCUACUCCAUGUCUGUCUGCUGAAUAAGACUUCUGGGAAAAAAAUAGAGCAGUAAAAUCAAGAUUUCUGUGAAGCACAAAUAUAAAAUAGAAAUAUACAUUAAAAUGUUUGAUGUAGACACA